AUGGCGCCUUUCAUUACCAAGUUCGAGCCCUUCGAGCCGACCGAGUUCGUCGUCGACAAGGAGGCUGGUACCCGAUCGCCCGCAAAGCUCGAGAAGGUCGCGAUCGUCGGCAGCGGCAGCUGGGGCACUGCCCUCGCCCGCGUCGCCGCGAUCAACGCUGCCAACCUCGAGGGCUUCGAUGACGAGGUCCGCAUGUGGGUUCGCGAGCGCGAGGUGCCUGGCAAGGGCAAACUCACCGACAUCAUCAACUCGACGCACCAGAACGAGCGAUAUCUGCCUAACGUCGAGCUGCCCGAGAACCUCGUCGCGGUCUCCGAUCUCAAGGAGGUCGUGAAGGGCGCUACCCUUCUCCUUUUCGUCGUUCCCCACCAGUUUCUUCCGAAUGUCCUGAAGACGCUCAAGGAGCCCGGCGUCAUCGACCCGCGAGCCCGCGCGAUCUCCGCCAUCAAGGGCGUCGAUGUCGAGUUGCGCGAGGACGGUGCGGACAUCUACACCUACCCCUUCGUCAUCGAGAAGGAGUUGCACAUCCCGUGCUCUGCUCUCGGUGGUGCCAACAUCGCUCUCGACGUCGGCAAGGGCGAGUUCUGCGAGACGACCAUCGGCGUACCAUCGCCGAAGGACGCCGCGCUCUGGCACGCAGUCUUCGACGGCCCCGCGUUCCGUGUACACCCCAUCGAGGACGUCGCCGGUGUCUCCCUCUCUGGCGCGCUCAAGAACGUCGUCGCGAUGGCUGCCGGCUUCGUCGACGGCAUGGGCCUCGGCGGCAACACCAAGGCCGCCAUCCUCCGCCACGGCCUCAUCGAGAUGUCGAACUUCACGCUCGAGUUCUUCCCCUCCGCGUCCCCGCUCACCUUCUCGCACCACUCCGCGGGCAUGGCGGACCUCAUCACGACCUCGUUCGGCGGGCGCAACCGCAAGUGCGCAGAGGCGUUCGUGCGCGCGAAGAUGGAGGGCAAGCCGAAGACGUUCCAGCAGCUGGAGGAGGAGCUGCUGAACGGGCAGAAGCUGCAGGGCGUCGAGACCGCGCGCGAGGUGUUCGAGUUCCUGCAGGCGCGCAAGCGCCUCGACGGGUACCCGCUCUUCGAGAAGGUGUACCGCAUCAGCUUCGAGGGCAUGGACCCGAAGCGGAUGUUCGAGGACCUGUGA
Schizophyllum commune H4-8 is the source of this 1146-nucleotide messenger RNA. RefSeq names its product NAD-dependent glycerol-3-phosphate dehydrogenase. NCBI's taxonomy places the organism in Eukaryota, Fungi, Basidiomycota, Agaricomycetes, Agaricales, Schizophyllaceae. Gene Ontology annotation, cellular component: nucleus; cytosol; glycerol-3-phosphate dehydrogenase (FAD) complex. The coding region runs from base 1 to 1146 and encodes 381 amino acids. The transcript is spliced from 2 exons. Gene Ontology annotation, biological process: carbohydrate metabolic process; glycerol-3-phosphate catabolic process. Gene Ontology annotation, molecular function: glycerol-3-phosphate dehydrogenase [NAD(P)+] activity; NAD binding; protein homodimerization activity. The record is from RefSeq and is a predicted model, not a curated record.